Molecule: messenger RNA, 4071 nt
Organism: Cottoperca gobio
Lineage: Eukaryota; Metazoa; Chordata; Actinopteri; Perciformes; Bovichtidae
Gene: cnstb
Product: consortin, connexin sorting protein b
Exons: 11
Coding region: 683-1831 (382 amino acids)
Biological process (GO): positive regulation of Golgi to plasma membrane protein transport
Cellular component (GO): plasma membrane; transport vesicle; trans-Golgi network
Molecular function (GO): connexin binding
Source: RefSeq, a predicted model, not a curated record
CAGCCAGUGUGACACAUCUGCCAGAAGAUGGCAGCCUCCGCCACACAGUGAACUAAAUAAAGAGACAUGGCAUGUUAGAAUGUAUAUUUUGCAAUGAGGGGAAGAUGAAAAAUCCCCGGAUUGGACAGUAAACAAGAAGUAUGAGAGAGUGUCGGAGACGGACAGAUGACAGAGUGAGGUUAAUGUGGAUCCUGCUGUGGGCCGACACGGAGAGGGACACACAGCACGACGCUGUUUCAGGGCGUUGAUGUUCAGACGACCAACUGUGAGACAUCAUCCAGCGCUCGCUGUGGACACGGAAGGGAGCAUUUGCACUGAAUUCUGCAUGUAGGAGAAAGAAAGUCUACAAGAUCUAAGAGCAUCAUCCUCCACUGCCCAGCCUUGAUAGACUAUGGUGGACAUUUCAAAUCUCCCCCUGCUUGACCACCCAGGAGAAGCAAUGGAGGAUUAAAUCACAUGCUCCGUCACGAGUGAUAACAAACCAAACCUGGGCAGCACAAACUUUCACAAGCGAUUUUCUUAUCUCACUCAAAGGAAGCGCACUGAUAAAAGUCAGAGAAAAUUCAUGUUUUUCCAGUGAGGGCCCGAAACAAGAGACCCAGACACAGCCUACUGGAGGGUCUCAUAGGAGCUUUUGGAGAACUUCAACUUGGAGGAUAAGAUCGCUGCAGUGACGGAGGUGAUGGGUAACAAGAACGCCAUCCCGCCGAAAGGUCCCGACACUGGGACGACGCAGAAAGAGGAAGGGGUGUGCCUCAACAGUGCCACAGGAAGCGUCUCCAGAGAUGAACUGCCGGGGCCGAGCCCAGAGCUGCUGGCCUCCCUGCAGUCCCUCAGAGAAAACAGUGACGACACACUGCUGCCACACUCCCUGCACCAGAUCGCAGAGGCCUACUCGCUCAAAGAGGACUACCAAUGGGCUAUUCAGUUCCUGAAACUGGAGAAGCUCUACCAUGAACGUCUGCUCUCCAACCUCGCUGCCCUGCAGGAGAACUGGGAGGGCCAGUGGAGAGAGAAGAAGAAGAACGAUGAAAGCAGUUUGCCUGCAGACACGGACGGCAUGAGUCAGAAACACAUCGAGACCCUGAGCGAGCUCUGCAAGACACACCUCCGACCAUCCAUCAGUGUGGAACAGAACACGCUGAAUGCAACACUGAAAGACAUUCAGGGCAAGGACGAGACACUACAACCCUGUCAUGAUAAAGUCAACAAGCCUGAAACAACACACCAGGAUGAAGAACGAGAGCAAAGCAUGAACUCAGACUCAGAGCUUCCCUUGCCACAGACAGGCCAUCAGGAGGGAGGUGAAGAGGAGGAAAGAGAAGAAGAAGAGCUGUAUGAGGAGGGACAGGAAGUAGAAGAGGAAGAGGAGGAGCCGUGUGAGGAGACGCCAGAGGAGGAGGUGAAGGUGGAGUGGCCAACAGGAGUCCCCCAGGCUUCAGACAAGGACCUGGCCAAGCUGUCCCACACAGAGGGGAGUUGCUCUCCAGAUGGACUAGUCUCCAUUCUGAAGAGGAGGAGAGCAUCACUGGAUGGAUUACCUCCCGAAAGCGACAUUGUUACUAAACAGAACUCCAAACGCAAAGUUCGCUUCAGCGAGCCAGAGGACGGCAUUGAGCAAGAUGAGGUAGGUGGAGAUUCCUGCCUUAUCCUGCUGCUGCUGUGUCUGGUUACCGUGGUGAUCAGCAUAGGCGGGACCGCCCUCUACUGCACGCUGGUGGACACUUACUCCAACAUUUGCACCGACUUCACUCACAACAUCGACUUCUACGUCAUGAACGUGCGGAGGUUCUUUGAAGGGCUCGGACGCUGGCUACCCCUCCGGACUUAGACCCUUUCAUCUGCGUAGCAGACAACAGCUGUUUCACACAUGUGUACUGUAAAGGACAGUGUACAAUAGAGAGUGAGGAUGACAGAGUUCCUGAGCAUGACUCCAAUCUUCUACAUGGGAUCUACAAGCAUCUAUCUGAUGCUGCCAUCCAGAGUCUUUAAAGAUUUAUUCUACAGUCACUGAAGCUUGGGUCCUUUGGCUCACUAAGACAUAUGAAUUAUGAGCUAUCAGCCUAAGAUUUAUGUAUAAGUAAUAGGUGCUCAAAGCAACACUAAACAGUAAAAACUGUUGCAAGAGUGCAUGUUGUGGGAGAGCUUAAAAACUCCUGUUUACUACCGUUUGUGUGGGUAUUUCAUCUUAAACUGAACCUUACAGAUACCACACAAGAGGGCUCACAACUCUCAACAAUAUUUAUAUUUUAACAGAAGAAGUAGUUUAUCUGUGUUCAAGUGUUUCCCUAACAUUUGUAGCUGUCGUAUCUUCGUCUGUUGUUCCAGAAGUUUUCUUGUUCCGGCGCUUAUAUUUUGACUUCCAAAGAGAGAAGCUGUCUUUGAAGUUAUUAGGAUUGUGUGUGUGUGUGUGUGUGUGUGUGUGUGUGUGUGUGUGUGUGUGUGUGUGUGUGUGUGUGUGUGUGUGUGUGUGUGUGUGUGUGUGUGUGUGUGUGUGUGUGUGUUGUUUUGAAUGAUUAAUGCGCCAAAAGAUGAUUUUUAAAUUCAUGUUACUGUUAUCUUUUUCUCUGUUUAAACCAUCUCUGUUAAAUGAAUAUUUUGUAGGGCUGUACACCUUUAUCAAAUGAGAAAGAUUUAUAAUAUUUUGAUGAGCCUUUAUGAAAAGAAUAAUUUCAUAACUGUGUGUUUACCUCAAUACAAGUGGUUACUCUGAACAUUCCUCUUAUCAUCUUAAUAUGACCAAAUCAAAGAGGAGCAUUGUACUCUGUGUGAGACAGCUAAAUGUACAAAGUGCCCUACACAGCAUCUGCAUGAAUGAUGCUGUAUUCAGGAAGAGUGUGGCUCUUGGUAUGGAAAUAUUAAGUCUUCCAGCUUAUAACUCAAUACAUUUCAGUGUAGUCGUCAUGAUUAUCAGUAUGCAAUGCAGUCAUUUUACUCCACAAACUCAGGCACGUGCCCUGUGUUUAUACUUUUGGUGCUCAAUGUUUUCAUGUUCAUCCUUUAGUGUAAAACCCUAAAAUUCCUCCUCUACAUGUGGACUUAUGAUCAUAUCUAGUCUCAUCCUGUAGUGUGCAAACAGCAACAUCAUGAAAGUGAAAACCCCAUGCAAAGAGAAGAUGCAUUUGGAUUGUGUUUGACAUCAGAUCCCAUUAAAAAAAACAAGCAAACAUACUGGUAGUUUAAGAACAAAAGAUUAAGAUGAAGUACAUUAUUUUAUAUAUUUAUUUUAUGUUGGCAUGUUUAUUUGCACCUAGCUCUAAAAGUGAGUCUUCUAUACCUGCUUUGGGAAUACUAGUUACUUGUCAACCAUUAAAUUAUUCGCCAACUAUCUUCAUAAUCGGUUUUAGUAAUUUUCUUAAAAGAAAAAGGUCACAUUUCUCUGAUUCAAUCUUCUUAAAUGUGAAUAUUUUCUUAUAGUUUCUUUACCCCUUUCAAUGACAGUAACCUGAAUAUCUUUGUGGAAAAAACAAGAAAUUCAAGGACGUCAUCGUGGGAUUAGGGAAACAAUGAUAGACAUUUUUCACCAACAGAUCGAUUAAUCGAGAAAAUAAUAAAAAUAUUAAUCGCCAUUUCAUUUAAUUGUUAGUUGCAACUCUAAUUGGGAAUAUGGGAAUAUACAGUGUACAUGGGUUAUGCUGUCUUUGUAUAAUUUUGUCCAAAAGCAGAGCUUUAGGGAUCAACAGUUGUGUUUCCUGUCUGGCACAAGUAACACAACAGAACAUAUGCCUGUUGACAUUUGUUCAACAUGAAAGUUAAUCAGCAUGUUUCUGCCUUGUAGGCUAUUUAUGUUUCUACUGACAAUGCAUUUUUAGCUCUCCUUCUGAACUCCCAAUUUGCAAAGUCAUGAAUGUUACUUUCGUAUCGUCCCUGUGGAUUUUACAUUAUGCAAUCCACCUUUAUUUGUUUCAAUAUUUAUGUUCAGUUGUGUCCACAAGGGAAUACAAAAAAAGAUUAAUUAAGAAACAUUUGCCAUUGUGUUUUCUUUUUUAGUGCUUGCCCUAAUGUAAGCUGUUGCUUGGUGGGUGAAAGAGUUUCUCACCUUGAUAUUAAAUGUGUCCCAUUUAGUUUUUA